CAGAACAUGAUAAUUUUGCCAAAAUUUUCACUACUUUUUAAAGCUUUUCUCCACUAUUUUACUUACAAUCGUCAUAUAUCUUAUGCAGACAUAUCACUGAGUUUCCGUGUAAUUGUGUGAACAUGUUUUCAAGAAAUAGGAAUUAUCUAUGGUGGCGAUUUAUGGUGUUUUCAUCGAGAAAACCUUCCGAAUUCUUCGUAACAAGUUUCACAAAGAAAGUACCAGUGUGUAUUUGUACACAAUACACAAAAAAACAUACAGAUACCAAUGUUUAUGGUUUGAUUGGUGAAAUUAUCCACUUGACAGUGAAACAUCACCUGAGAUGAGUGGAAUCACCGAAGAGGACCUUCUUACUAAGCAAAAGAAGGAGAAAAAAGAGUUGCAAGCCAGGACAACAAAGUUAAAACACAGCAUUCCUAAAGGUGACAAGAAAAAGAAGAAGGAAGUGACUGCUGAAAUAGCAAUUUUGGAGGCCGAACUUGAACAGAAGCAUGAAGAUGAACUGAAAGAAUUUAAUGAGCCGAAAUCAGAUAGACUGGUAAAUGAUGUGACUGAAAAGGUGGAGAACUUAACAACAACUGAUGUGCCUGCCGAUGGACCGGUGUCUGAACGGGGUAAAAAGACUUCCAAAGCUCAGAAGAGGCGAGACAAGAAAGCCCAACAGGAAAAAGAAAGAGAAGAGCGAAUCAUGGAGGGAGAAGUUGAAAAUCUACUUGGAGAUCGGAACGUUGAGGCGGAGAAGCUCAAGGGUAUCUUACAGAAAAGAGGCCUUGCAAUCCAUGAGGUGCCAUCGGAUGGGAACUGUCUGUAUACUGCUGUUGUGGAUCAGUUGAUCAGACUGGAUAUUCAGUCUUCUGUGGACAGUCUUCGUCAACAAACAGCCACUCAUAUGAGAGAAAACAUGGAUGAUUUCUUCCCAUUUCUCACAAAACCUGAGACAUGUGACCCCUUUAGUCGAGAGGAAUAUGAAAAGUAUUGUGAGGAGGUGGAGAAUACACCUGCUUGGGGAGGACAAUUAGAGAUUCGUGCUCUGUCGAAUGUGCUGAAGAGACCAAUGGAGGUCAUUCAAGCAGACGGCCCAUGUGUUACCACUGGUGAAGAAUAUCAAGGACAAUCGUUACUACUGUCAUACCACCGUCACAAGUAUGGUCUUGGAGAACAUUAUAACUCAGUAAUACCAAAAGUGGAAGAAGAAGAAGAUGAAUUCACAUAACAAAGGAACACAACUUGAUGAACAGUUGCUCUGAUACGAUACUAGGACAAUCUACUUUAAACAUGUUUUGUUUGACGAACAUAAUUUACUGUCAAAUCAAGUGUGAAAGUGUCCAGCAAAUCAUGUCACAUUCAUUAUUUAUAAUUUGCAUUUAAAUGUAGCUCGAGACAAAAAAAA
Lineus longissimus is the source of this 1390-nucleotide messenger RNA. RefSeq names its product deubiquitinase OTUD6B-like. Gene Ontology annotation, molecular function: cysteine-type deubiquitinase activity. Gene Ontology annotation, biological process: protein deubiquitination. Lineage: Eukaryota; Metazoa; Nemertea; Pilidiophora; Heteronemertea; Lineidae. The transcript has 6 exons. The record is from RefSeq and is a predicted model, not a curated record. Bases 323 to 1213 code for a protein of 296 amino acids.